Medioppia subpectinata is the source of this 1083-nucleotide messenger RNA. NCBI's taxonomy places the organism in Eukaryota, Metazoa, Arthropoda, Arachnida, Sarcoptiformes, Oppiidae. The record is from the annotation of a GenBank genome assembly.
AACGACUGGAGGGUUCGGGAGGCGACACACAAAGCGCACGAACAGUUGGCCCACAAAGUUGGCCGAAACAUAGCGCCAUUCCUAAAGCAAUUGAUGCCCGUAUGGCUGACGAGUCAAUACGAUGGUUACAGUCCGGCGGCCACCGCUGCCACCCGUGCCUUCAAUACAGCAUUUCCGGCCACAAAGAAGACCGACGUAUUGGCCUUCACUAAAGAGCCCGUCAUUAAUUACAUAAAAGACAUGGUAUUAAAUCAGACCAUCGAUACCAUAGGAGAUCAAACGGCCACAGCCGACGAAAAUAAAUGCAAAUACAAUCGACUUAUAGCCAACUCUAUGCAAGGCUUGACAGCGCUGAUGGCGGCACUGCCCGCCGAUUUGUUGGCCGCCGAUGACGACCCGUUUUACACUAGUCUUAAAGAGUUAAUCAAUAACAAUAAGUUUUGGAAGUUUGCUAAAUAUCCGGAUUCAUUGAUAAGGAGCGCGUGGUUUACGCUGAUGUCGACCGUAGCCCAGCGUACGGCCGACCUGUUCCGGGCGAACGCCCAGAAGAUUUGCGGCCUAACGCUCGGAGCGCUCGACGAGAAGGACGUGUUGGUGGCGCCGGCUUUAUGGGAGUGCGCUCUACACACUGUCAACACUAUUGAGGACAGCUGGAAGUGCGUCAACUUUCGCAAAGCGUUUUGCCCCCAAUUGCGGGCCAUUGUGCGGGAGGGCGGCCGCGGCAACGCUUCCGCACUGUUUCCCAAUCUGUUGCCACUUCUCAGUCGUAUACCACACGAGUCCGCCGACGCGUUCGUUGAGUUUCACACAGAGUUUUAUGGCUUCAUGAGAGAGGGCAUCUCGAAAACUGUCCAAAACAAGAGCCAAUACGAGUGCAAUGCUGUGGUGAAGGCGUCGAUGGAGUGUUUGCGGUACUCGAUGUUCAACUCUACCGCCACUCUGGCCGCCGAUACCGUACAGCGGCAACACUUCUGGACGCAACUCAUCCGCGAACACUUAUUGACACUCGUGACCGACGCCAUCACAGGCGCCAGUGAUAUGCUGUCUAAGUCGUCGCUGUUCACCGAUUUGGGCCAACUUUGG